UUCACAGCAGAGUGGCGGAAGCGCGAAGGGAGGCGUGGCGGUAUUGCUUUACGGCUGGCCGCGGAAUGAGCCUCUACGACGUAUUUCGGGGUUUCUUCGGCUUCCCCGGGGAGCGGAGGCCCCGCGACCCCUUCUUUGGGGGAAUCACACGGGACGACGAUGAUGAUGAUGAUGAAGAUGGCUUUGGGGCGAGGCACCCCGGGGACUUUGGGUUCGGGUUCACAUUCAGCCCAGGCGGGAUGCGUUUCCACGACACCUUCGGAUUUGACGAGCUGUUCCAGGAUUUCAACAACCUCUUCCAGGAGAUGGGAGUGAGGAGUUUGCCUUCUGGGCCCUUUGAUUUCCCAGAGCCACCGGCACCAUCACCUGAGAAGAGGCAGACUCUGCGGGAUUUCAUGCUGAAACAUCCGGAUAGCCAGAGGUCUGGCAGCAGAGCCCUAGAGGACGACUCAGGCCCCACAGCUCCAGAGAGGAGGCCCUGGCAGCCGUUCCAAGGGCUGCGAGAGACUGAUCCACCUCUCCCAGAACUGAAAGAUGCCCCAAAGGAAGACAGAGAUCUGGACUCACAGGUCACAUCCAAAGGGCUCGAAACUAUUCUUCCCCCAGCCCAGCCCCGGUCGUAUUUCAAAAGCGUCUCGAUCACAAAAGUGGUAGCACCAGAUGGGACGGUGGAAGAGAGGAGGACGGUGCGUGACAGUCAGGGUCACGAGGAGACAGUUGUCACCCGCCAGAGCGGAGGGGAGCCACGUCCGGGGUUUGACGGUGGCCGGCAAGGAGGCUCAGGAGACCUGUCACCCUUCCGUUCACGCCCUGGAGAGGACCUAGGCGACUCCGCUUCCAUCCUGGACACCUUUUUCCGCCGUUGGUUCUAGAGCUGAUAGUUCUGCCUGGUGGGUGGCCUUAGAGGGUAAGAUCUGAGGUCUUCCUAUGCAGUGGUAGGCUGGCACCCAUUGGGACUGGUAGGGUGGAAGGCAAGGAGCCCAACAGCAGAUGGCGCUAGAGCCAACGGGAGGCACAGCCUUGACCAAUGAGAGGCAGUCCCGCCCCACACAUGGAUGCAAGUAAGAAGGCAGGCAGGUGGGGGUGGCUGAAGGGGGGCUGAGUUUGGUGAGGCAGUGCCCCCGUUCUCUCCAAAUGGAACAGCCUCCACUCUUUCCUGUGGCUGAGUCAGACAGCUUUGGGGGCUCUCGCCUUCAGCCUUAGAGAUGGGAUGGGGAACCAGCAGCUCUGCAGGACCCUCGGCUCUCCUCAGGCCCAGCCAGCAGCCCCAAUGGUCAGGGAUGGGAUCCCUGAUUGGUUGGGACAUGGGCCUAGUUCGUAGGCGAGAAGCCUAUGGCCUUCCAUGACGCUUGAGUUGUUGGCGUAGCAUUACAGAUCUUGCCCCAGGGACUACGGAAGCCCAUGGCGUAAUUUAUCCAAAGUUUGGGUGCUCAAGGAGCAAGGAGGGCAGUGUGGUGCAUAGCUGUCAACUGACCCUUAGUUCGUGGGAAACUCCCUUAUCCCAGCGCCGUGUCCCGCUGCUGUCCCUUAUUGAUGAUGUCCCUUAAAUUUCCUGGGUUUCAAAGGAAGCAGCUCCUCUCCCACCCUCCCUGCCGGCCAGGGAGGAGGGAGGCUCCAACUGUGUUGCUUGGCUGCGUUGCUCACCCAAUAAGGCACUUGUACCAAUCAAAUCGGCCGCGUUGCCUGGGGACUCGCCUUUGCUCAGUGCUUCCCAGCGAAGAGGUGGCAGUGGUUUUCCUUGCUGCAUUCCCUUUGCCGGGUUGCUGCACUGUGGGAACCACCGCUUGAGGCUUCGUUUGGCUGCUGGCUGGGCUUUCUGCCUUUGGCUCGGAGGGGCUCAGAAGGUGAACAUACCUGUGCUUUGAAAAUCCCUUAUUUUGGCUGCUGAUCCCUUAUUUUCGAGGCCGCUGGUCCCUUAUUUUCAAAUCUGUAAGUUGACAGCUAUGGUGUGGUGUUGUGGGUUGGAGUGUCAUACGAGGCCCGGAGAGAGGCCAGCGUUCAAAUCCCCACUUGGCCCUAAAAGGUCACUGAGUCAGUCACAAGCUCCCAGCAUAAACUUCCUGGCAGGAUUAUGGUGAGAAUGAAAAUGGAGAUUUGGGGGGAGAAAGAGCAAGGCGGAGAGCGGAGGCACAUUGUGUUCUUCUCUGUUUCAUUGGGUUUCUGUUCUUUUUUCUUUUCAGAUUUGUGCCUCUGCGGACAAGGCCUCCAUUUCAGAUAUUGCUUCCUUCCUGUGUGUUUUCAGUUCCCUGCGGCCUCCUCUUUCUUCGGGGCGGGCUCCAUCUCCCGAAAUAUAACAUUAAAUAGCCUUUAUUUAUGCUUAA
Messenger RNA from Podarcis raffonei (Aeolian wall lizard), 2321 nucleotides. RefSeq names its product HCLS1 associated protein X-1 (gene HAX1). The record is from RefSeq and is a predicted model, not a curated record. Gene Ontology annotation, biological process: regulation of actin filament polymerization; negative regulation of apoptotic process. The coding region runs from base 66 to 872 and encodes 268 amino acids. Lineage: Eukaryota; Metazoa; Chordata; Lepidosauria; Squamata; Lacertidae. Gene Ontology annotation, cellular component: apical plasma membrane; actin cytoskeleton; sarcoplasmic reticulum. The transcript is spliced from 7 exons.